AUGGUGAGAGUUCACUCUUGGGAAUUGAUUCCAACUUCAGUUUGGAAAGCCAUUUGGAACAUUCGAACUACACCUAAGAUUCAACGAUUUCUUUGGAGGGCAUGUGCUGCGGGUCUUGCCACUGGAGAUGCAUUUCAGCGUCGUAAUAUUCGUUUGGAUCCUAUUUGUGUUCGGUGUGGUGAUCUGGAAACACGAGUGCAUUUUCUAUUUGGCUGUACUUUCUCAAGGAUUGUGUGGUUUGGUAGUAAUAUUGGCUGCAAUUUCUCUACAUCCCCACAUUUUACUAUUGGUGACUGGAUUUCUAGUUGGCGUUCUCUCAGCCAUUUGGGGAAGAAAGAGUCACGUUCCAAGAUUACUCAUAUGAGUUUUCUUUGCUGGUACCUAUGGGUUUCGCGCAAUGACUGUGUUAUUGGUCGUCGAUUGUGGAAACCUGAAGAGGUGAUCAUGGCAGCAAAUUCGGCUUUCAAAGAAUUUAUGGCGACAAAGUCUAUUGCAAGUGAUGCUUUCGUUGUUCAUACUGCAGUCCAGCAACAAUGGCAGCCACCAGAAGCGAGUUACAUCAAAUGUAACUGUGAUGCAAGUUUGAUGUUGGAUCAACAUCGGGUGGUGUUGGUUAUGUGUGGUGGGAUUCUACUAGUUCGCUUCUUCGUGCAGUGUCUUCUCCACUGGAGUUUGCAGAUAUUUUAUUGGGAGAGGUGUUGGCUAUACAUCUAUGUUUAUUGGAUCUGCAAUCCUCUGGCCAUUUGA
This is a messenger RNA of Telopea speciosissima, 747 nucleotides long. RefSeq lists its product as uncharacterized. The transcript is spliced from 2 exons. NCBI's taxonomy places the organism in Eukaryota, Viridiplantae, Streptophyta, Magnoliopsida, Proteales, Proteaceae. The coding region runs from base 1 to 747 and encodes 248 amino acids. The record is from RefSeq and is a predicted model, not a curated record.